Wallemia ichthyophaga EXF-994 is the source of this 1236-nucleotide messenger RNA. Its product is annotated as Protein bfr2. Gene Ontology annotation, biological process: maturation of SSU-rRNA from tricistronic rRNA transcript (SSU-rRNA, 5.8S rRNA, LSU-rRNA). Gene Ontology annotation, cellular component: nucleolus; nucleus. The transcript has 3 exons. The record is from RefSeq and is a predicted model, not a curated record. Lineage: Eukaryota; Fungi; Basidiomycota; Wallemiomycetes; Wallemiales; Wallemiaceae. Bases 1 to 1236 code for a protein of 411 amino acids.
AUGUCAUUAAAAAACCACCCACAGCUAGAUGAUAUCAAAUACUCUGGCAACAAAUCUUCUAGAAAUCACAUCUUUGGUAAUCACAGUGAUAGUGAUGACGACGAUGACAUUGAUCAGAGCUUCAUGACUGCGAAGAGUGCUUUACCCGAUGAGGGUGAUGAGGAUGAUGAGGAUGAACAGCAACAGCAAUCGCAGCCUUUUGGUAUCGUUGAAAGCGACGACGAUGAUGAUAAUCCAGACUCAGAUGACGAUAACAUUGGCUCGGAUAACAACGCCCAUGAUGCUCACGAUGCUCACGAUGCUCACGACUCCCAGGAACACCAGGACCCACAAGAAUCCCUCCAAGAAUCCCUCCAAUACUCUCAAAACCUCGAUAAACAGCGUGGUCUUGCUGUUAUUGCUCAAUUACAAGCAUACGAUAAGCUACUCGAAAUGCGUAUUGGUAUACAGAAAGCUGUAAAUCAAGUUAAUGUCAUUUGCGCAGAUGAAGAUAAUGACUUUGUUACCGGAAAUGAAGAUGAUAUUCAAUCAACUCUGUCCUCCCUAAAUGAGCUCACUGAGAGUUUGUUUAGUAUACGUGAAAAAUUUAUCAAAUAUGACUCAAAUACGUCGAUUCCACCACGUAAAAGAGUGCGAUUGGAUGAUACUAUUAUUUCCAAUGAUUCUACUAUCAAAGAAUAUCCCCAACAAGCUGCACAAGAUUCUUUUAAUUUAGCAAACAGCUACGAGCCUCACCUGAUCGACACACUCAAAACAACAUCCAAUAAAGUAUCUCUCGCUUCAACUAAAGGUUUCUCUGCAGUGAGCAAAGAUGCUUGGUCGCAAGUGGAGGAUGUUAUGCGAGAAUUACCCAAACUGAGAAGUAGAGUUGGUGUUAGAAGGGGAAACAACGCCACAACUGGUCAAUUUGAGGCUGAAGUGUUUGAUGAUGGUGACUUUUACCAAACACUCUUGAAGGAGAUAAUAGAAAGCAAAACAGGUGAAGCCAACCCAGAGCAACCACUCAAACCCAACAAAAAUAAAGUAAAAAAGGAUAUCGAUACGAGGGCAACGAAAGGGAGAAAGAUCAAAUACAAUGUCCACGACAAACUGCAAAAUUUCAUGGUACCCAUACCACCAUCUAAAGAAGCCUGGCCAGAUUCACAGAUUAGUGAACUAUUCUCUAGUCUAAUGGGUCGUGAUGCAGAUGUAUCUCAACCAGCAUCCCAGCCAAUUGGAAAUUUAAAAUUAUUUUAG